Molecule: messenger RNA, 1640 nt
Organism: Mercenaria mercenaria
Lineage: Eukaryota; Metazoa; Mollusca; Bivalvia; Venerida; Veneridae
Product: phytanoyl-CoA dioxygenase domain-containing protein 1-like
Exons: 11
Coding region: 122-1060 (312 amino acids)
Source: RefSeq, a predicted model, not a curated record
GGUAUAAACUACUUUCUUUUCAGUUAUCAUGUAAUUUGAUGGAAAUAGGAAAUGUCAACCCAAAAGACUUAAACACAAUGUGAUGAUAUAACUUUCAGAUGAAAAAGACAUUUGUUUGAAAAUGGAUACACUUUUAGACUUUCUCCCAGGUGUCCCAGACUACAGCACAGUCCAUAAACCACUUGGUGCUUUAACUGAUGGCAAACAGACACAGUUUGACUGGAGUAGAUUCAAAUUUAGUCAAGAUCAGGUUGACAAAUUCUGGAAAGAUGGGUUCCUUCUCAAUGUACCAGUUUUGACACACAAGCAGUGUGAUCUUUUACUUGAAGAUUAUAAGUAUUUUUUGGGAGAGGAGAAGCACCUAGGAAUGGACAUGUUGUAUGAAUACCAUAGCAACCAGAGUGGUGACCCUGACAAUGUUCUGAUGCAUGCUCUUGGUCACUGGAGGCUUACCAAACAUUUCCAUGACCUUGCAUUUCUUCCAGAAGUUGUGGUACGUGUAUCACAGUUGUUGGAACCGUCUGGUAUUAUGUCACCAGUGAGGUUCUGGCAUGAUCAGCUGUUUGCUAAACCACCAAAACAUGGAGGCAAUGUAGCAUGGCACCAGGACUACUCAUACUGGACAAGAACUUCACCAAUGUGUCAUUUAACAGUGCACAUAGCUUUAGAUGAUCAGACAGAGGAGAAUGGAGGUUUGAAUUACAUACCAGGCUCACACAGAUGGACCAGAAAUGGCGGGAAUCCAUUGCCUGUGACAGAUUUUAACUUCAAAGACAUGGAAUCCAUCAAGACAAUUCUAACAGAGGAAGAGAAGGCCAACUUUAAGCCAGUUUGUGGUAAUUUGAAGAAAGGGGAAGCAAGUUUUCAUCAUGCUCUAGCAGUACAUGGUUCCUAUGGUAACAGAUCCAGCAAGCCUCGUAGAGCUGCUGUGCUGAACUACUUCAAAGACGGCGUCUGCUCCAGUACUGACGAUGAGUUGCUGAAAGGAAUAAAAAUUACCAAGGGACAGAAGAUGGAAGGACAGUUUUUCCCAUUAGUGUUUGAUCCAGAAUGGAUGUAGACUGUAGAAAUGAAUAAAGAUAUGAGCCACGCCAUGAGAAAACCAGCAUAGUGUAUUUGCGACCAGCAUGGAUCCAGACCAGCCUGCGCAUUCACGCAGUCUGGUCAGGAUUCUUCCUGUUCGCUUUCAAAGCCUAUUACAAUUAGAGAAACUGUUGGUGAACAGCAUGGAUCCUGACCAGACUGCGUGGAUGCGCAGGCUGGUCUGGAUCCAUGCUGGUCGCAAAUGCACUAUGUUGGUUUUCUCAUGGCGCGGCUCAAUUAUAAUAACUGCUAGUGCUUUAGAGCUCUACUUGAUACAAGCAAAAAUACUUUUGUGGUACUAAAUGUUUCUAACACUCUUGCUUAGAUGUCUAAAAAUAUGAACAACAUAUACAUUGCUGUUUUAAAAGUUAUUUACCAUUUUCAAAAAUGGAUGGCAGACAAUAAACACUCAGAUAUGCAUUAUAUUUGACAGGUUAAUUUCAGAGUAAAAAGUGUGUUCUAAAGAUACUAUACUGUACUAUACAUGUAUAAUUAUGAAAUUGUAAGAUGUAUGUAAUUGUAAUAUAAGUAAGUAAGUAAAGUUUUUAUUUACAGAG